UUUGAUGGAUUUUGUUAGUAUAAUGAGUUCUUGUUCAACCACUAUUGAUUUUUGUGAGGCUUGAGCAUUGAUAUGUGUAGAAAGUAUUUCACUAUGCCCAUGACUCUCGAUAUGAAAUAAAUGGAAAAAUGUCAAAGUAAUGCUUCAGCUCCCAGUGGGCAUCAUGGCAUGGUAUUUUACAGUGGAAGAUCUCAGUGCACCCUACUGGUGCAUUUAUACUGUAUAAUACAGUGCCACAGGAUAUUAUGGUCCUGUAUUACAGUGUUUCCGUGAUUCUGACAUGCAGGUUUCAUUAAAAAACUUGUACCAGGUGAAUUCACGAAGGUCAGAACUUCCGUUCUCUUACUUAUUUAGAACAAUUGAGAUAGAGGGAACAGGACACUGCUAAACCCAGGACCUUUCUGUAGGACAUGUCAUAUAGAGGAGGGAGAGUCUGAGAACAGAAUCUGCAAUAUCAAGUUGUUUGGGCAAGGUAUUUAUUGCUUAUUGUCACAAAGAGAGCAUGUGGAAGGAAGGAAGGAAGGAAAGGAGCAAAAAGUGAUUGUUUUGGGAGGACCAAAGGGUUUGGCGAAGCAUGCUAUUCACUAUUCAAGAAGGGCGGGGUGGAGUGUCCGUGUCAGCUGGCCAGCAUCCAGAUAUUGUUUGGACCAAAAAUAAGCAGACCUCCUCUCUACUUCCAAUCAGCAGAUCCCUGAAAAUGGAGUUGGGAAAAUGAAGUUCUGAGCUUGUUAAAUAAAGGCAGACAAAAGGAGGAAUUCCAAAGAGGGAUGGGGGCUUGAAGAUAGAUUAAGAAAUAGAUAGAAGAUAGAGAAAUUGAAGAGAUUGACAAGGGGAGAGGGUUUAGAAGUGGAAGAGUACAAAAAACAAAGAAAAGGAGAAAGGAGACAAGCUGUAUAAAUAGAGAAUGUUUCUCAAGGUUUUUGGAUUCAUAAAUAGGGCUCUUACAUGUCUUAUGUCCUUAGCCUGCUGACAUAGAUAAAACUUAAUGAGCAGAGUUUAUUUGACAGUCAACAGAGAAUAUAAAAUCUCAAUAAGUAAGAAGGACCUUGAAAGCUGAGAGAACUAUUUUUUUUUUUUUUUUUUUUUUUACAUUCUGACUGUAUUUGGGGAGAUAGCAAAAAGAGAUUUCAAGUGAUACUAUGUUUAUGAUAAUAAAUUGUAAAUGAAAAACCUAUCAAGAAGAAAAUGACAAACUGCUUUUGAUUUUUUCUCAUUUGACUCACAAAACUUAAACUCGGUAAUUUCAUAACCUUUUAUUCUAGAUUCUUUUUAUUAGCUUGGUUUAGUUUAUCAUUAAGGUAAUGGUAAUGUCAUUGAACAUCUAUCACCAUGGUAUUAAGUGAAAUUACAUUUAGAUAAAAUGCUCUCAUGAUUACAGGAGAGGUAUGACAGGAACAAACACUCAGUGACAGAUCGUUUCCCACACCAAAUGUGGAGGAGUCUUCUAUUGCUAUAUGCUGAAUAAAGCCAGAGGGCUUAUGUCAAUUCUCUUUUCAUUUUUCUUGUGAACCUGCUUUUGUCAACCUUCUUCUCAUACCUUUAGCAUCUCCAUUUCUAUUGCCACAGAGAUACUCAAGAAAAACAGUGAGUUUUCUCACAGGAUCUUCUGGGGGAAGUUAGUGCUUGCUGUUCUUUGAAGUUACCAGCUGAAUUUGCAAGAGAACAGAGCACUUUACUGGACUGACAUAGCACAAAGCAGGAGGAAGAGAAGAGAGAAGAUAGAAAAGAGGAGCAAAUCUUGGCUUAAGAGCUCUGCAGAGGAAAAUGAUUUCUUGUAUGACCAAAAACCAAGCCAGGUGGCUUCUUCUGCAUCAGAGGAAGAUGGGGAAGACCAGAAGAAUGUUUUUGAUGGAACUAGGAAGAAGAAAAGGUUUCAGAGUAGAAAGUGAGCUAAGUGACUCUGUCACUCAUAUUGUGGCUGAGAACAACUCUUACCUGGAGGUGCUGGACUGGCUGAAAGGACAGGCUGUGGGUGACAGCUCUAGGUUUGAACUACUGGAUAUCUCCUGGUUUACAGCCUGCAUGGAAGCGGGAAGACCAGUUGAUUCAGAACUGAAGUAUCAUCUUAUGGAGCAACGUCAAUCUCCUCCUCUGAAUGUACCUGAAUUGGAAAUGCCAGCAUUUACUGCAACAAAAGUAUCUCAGUAUUCAUGCCAGAGGAAGACAACUUUAAAUAACUACAACAAGAAAUUCACGGAUGCCUUUGAGGUAAUGGCUGAAAAUUAUGAGUUCAAAGAAAGUGAAAUAUUCUGCCUGGAAUUUUUAAGGGCAGCUUCUUUGCUGAAAUCUCUUCCAUUUCCAGUAACGAGAAUGAAAGAUAUACAAGGGUUGCCCUGCAUGGGAGACCAAGUCAGAGAUAUCAUUGAGGAGAUUAUUGAAGAAGGAGAGAGUUCUAGAGUUAGAGAAGUGUUAAAUGAUGAGCGAUACAAGGCAUUUAAGCAAUUUACUUCCGUCUUUGGAGUGGGAGUGAAGACAUCUGAGAAAUGGUACAGAAUGGGUUUGCGAACUGUGGAAGAGGUAAAAGCUGACAAGACCCUGAAGCUGUCAAAAAUGCAGAAAGCAGGGUUUCUCUACUAUGAGGACCUUGUUAGCUGUGUAUCUAAGGCAGAAGCAGAUGCAGUAAGCUUGAUUGUCAAGAAUGCUGUGUGCACAUUUCUACCGGAUGCUUUAGUUACCAUAACUGGUGGUUUCAGGAGGGGUAAGAAGAUUGGACAUGACAUAGACUUUCUGAUCACCAGUCCAGGACCAGGAGAAGAUGAUGAACUUCUGCAUAAAGUUAUUGACUUAUGGAAAAGGCAGGGCUUACUCCUUUAUUGUGAUAUCAUUGAAUCAACGUUUGUAAAGGAGCAGCUGCCAAGCAGAAAAGUUGAUGCCAUGGAUCAUUUUCAGAAGUGUUUUGCAAUUUUAAAACUAUGUCAGCCAAGAGUAGACAACAGCACUUGCAACACAUCAAAAAAAUUGGAAAUGGCAGAAGUCAAAGACUGGAAGGCAAUCCGUGUGGAUCUGGUCAUAACCCCCUUUGAGCAAUACGCAUAUGCUCUGUUAGGUUGGACAGGCUCCAGGCAAUUUGGACGUGAUUUGCGGAGGUAUGCUUCACAUGAAAGGAAGAUGGUAUUGGAUAACCAUGCAUUAUAUGACAGGAGAAAGAGGAUCUUUCUCAAAGCUGGAAGUGAGGAAGAAAUCUUUGCACAUCUUGGCUUGGAUUAUGUCGAACCAUGGGAAAGGAAUGCUUGAAAUGAUUUGCCAGUGUACGUUCAUCAGUUGACAGCAAUGGUCUUUCUGCUCAUCUUGCAGUCUGGUUUUGCUAUAUAUACAUAUAUAUAAUACGUGUUUCUAUCACAACUAAAAAAAUUAACUAAGUAUUAGAAGCCAUUUGCACAUGCUAAUGUUCCUAGAGGAUAAGAGUUUAAGUUUUUCAAAAUCUUUUCCAAUCUUUUCUGGUUUUGAAGUUUCUAUGUGAGAGUGGUAAGACUGAGCUUGUUUUGGGGGGGGAAACUUGGAACUGAUGAGGUUUUUGCUUAUGAUAGGAAUUUAACAUUAGUAUGAACAAUACUUGCUUUUUAAAAUAGUCAGCUAGAACAAUACGUAAAUAAUUCAAAACAUUUGAGCUGAGUCAAAACAUUACUGAAAUGUAUGCUGGUCUGUAACUGUAUUUCUUAUGUAUUUUGCUGUAUCUGUGUAUAAAAUUGCUCAGAAUAUAACACUUAAUGAUCUAGGCAGUAACUACGUCGCAGUCUCAGCAACUUGAGGCUUCAGUUGUAAUAUUUUUCCAGGUAGGACACCAUUCUAUAAAAACUGUAAACAAGUUGACAAUUCAACGAGAGUUAAAAAACAUUUCACAGGAAGGGAUUUUGAAAGGAAAAGUGGAAUAACUCAGUAGCAAUCUUCAAUUGUACAGAAAAAUACUAUAAAUUUAGAAUACUGAUUUGGACUAAAGAAGAUUCAGAUUAUGUGGGGUGAUGGUCCUCAAUCAGGAAUUUGAAUCAUAUCAAUUUGAAGCAUGAGAACCACUGUUUUAACUGUCAGGCUGGUGACUGCUCCAGGACAAAAUAUUUUAAUUAUCCGUGCUCAAUUUAGAUAGCUGGAAAUUUAUUUAUUAGUAAGUGUAAAUGCAUUGGAAUGGGAACUUGUGAAAACUUGAGCUGUUGGGCUAUUGGCUGCUCUAGAGUGGUAUUUCCAGAAUAGAAUUUAGUCAGAAAUUCAUCUAGGAUGUGAGAGGCUUUCUGAUAAAAGCCCUACAAGAUAUUUUGGUUUCAGAAAAUGUCCAGGUAACCUUUGUGACCAUAGUGAUAAUGAAGGAUUUAUAAUACAUUUAUCCUUUAAUAAACAGGGGCAUUCAGAGCUUUAGGAAAUGAAGCUAUUUACUGACCAUCUGCCAUUUGUAGAAUAAAGGUGAUUAAGAACACCAGGACUGAUCAAAUAAUUUUCUUUCUUAGAAGUCUGAACUUUUUUUCCUCUGUUGAGGCUGACUACACCUCUUGUCAUGAUGAGGAAAGAAUGGCAAUGACAGGGCUGUGCACAACAGUUAUUACUGACAGUGAAGGCUUCCCAUAUUCAAACAGUAUUUGAUACUAAGAAACAGUAUGCUUAAUUUUUUUACUCAUUACUUUCAACUGGGGAAUAGACUUUUAGAGGAUUGUGUUGUAAGCUAUUCUAAAACCUCAGUCAGGGUUUUAGAAAAAUGGGAUAAUGGCAGGAACUUGCUUCUUGCCUGUUUCAAUAAAACCAUCCUAUUUAAGUACAGUUUUGCUGACUGAGCUGAAAAUACAAUGCUACUUCCUAAACUCCUGUAACUAUAAAGCACUGGCAUUGCUUCCUGCUUUACAGUGCUGAUGUAUGAAGUAUCUUCUCUGUGUUUUUCAUCAGGAUGCUGACACUUAAGUGGCAGCGACAUUUUUCAGUCCUAAUGGAAGAAAACAAAAGCUAUGUUACCUUGCCUGAAUAUUCUUUCUACUUGGCCAACAUUUAUCAGAAAUUAUACAUUCUGGUUGUGCGGUUUCUGCAAACUUCAAGACACACAUGAAAUAUCAAACAUUCUGAAUUCCACAUAAAUAAAUAACUCCCAUCUUGGGUGCCUAUGCAUCACUUAUAAUGAUACCACCUGUAAGGGAAAAGUUACCAACACAAGUUCUGUCAGCUCCUCCAAGACUGGAAGAAAUCAGCAUAUCACUUUAUUCUUUUAUUUCCUUCAAUUUUUCUGAACUUUAGAAUACAUCUUAGAGAUUGCUCACUGAAUCAACUAUUAUAAAAAAUUAUGGAACUGAUAAAUGAGGGGUUGUGUUAAAGAGAAGAGCAGAUUAGAUGACCAGGAUGGUUUGACCAUGAAGACAAUGCACACCCUCACUGGAGAAGCUGCUACCCCAGUCACUGUCACAGGUACCAUGUGCAGGAUCAUCCCUGGUAGCACCAGCCAAACUAGUCAGCUGAGACUAUAGUCAGAAAAGAUAAAAGUCAUACAGGAGGCCUGGGAUGGAACAGGUUAAAGGAAAUAAACCCUUUAUCAGCUGAGCGUAUCUGGAUCCAUGAGCUAGUGAAAACUCCCUCUAGUGUGAUGGAACUGUUGGAGUCAAUGGCAGCAAAUCUUCUGAACUCAUGAAGGACAGGUGAGGCCUCGGGGCCUGGAAAGGGCAAGAACAGACCAAUGUUUUUAAUAGGAGGAAGGGAAGAGAAUUUCAGAUCAGUGCACUUAAUACCUCCUAAAUUGCUAGAAUGAUUAAUAGACUGUGUUUUUAAAGCACCUAGAGGAAAAGAAAGUGAUAAGUUAUUGGUAACUUGUUCAUCAGAAACAAAUCAUAUCAAAGUAAUUCAGUUGUAAAGUCCCUGGAGGCUGUUUUCUAAAAUGCCUGUCCCUCCUCCCCUGCUUUUACACCGAGGCAAUUUGGCAAGUAUUGAGUAGAGAAGGAUCACUGGUUUAAUAAGCAUCUUCAUACUAACUCUCUAAGAAUUAAUCUGUAACUCUAUCUCUGGGAAAAAGUGAAAAGUAAAAGGAAAGCCAAUUUUUUGGGUUUUUUUCAUGGUUUGAAGUAAUAUAUGAUUUGUCAAAUAAUCUCUUAAGGCAAAGGCAAUGAGAUAUGUUUAGUUCGGUGAGUAAUAACGUAGUUAAUGUCUAGAGGACUAAUGCACUGAAGGAAGAGCUAAUUCUAUCUACACAGCUCUACAAAAUUGCAAAUCUGGACAACCUAAAUACUCACACAACUGAAGCCACAUGGACUUUCUGCAAAUAACUGGAAACCUGAGAACUGCUGCUACUUCGCAUAAAUAACUCCAGAAUGUUAAAAAAACCCAACCCCAAGGAUUCGCAUAUGUUAUAAUCCCCAAAUAAAAUGUCUUUUCUACUGUUUA
Molecule: messenger RNA, 6342 nt
Organism: Corvus hawaiiensis (hawaiian crow)
Lineage: Eukaryota; Metazoa; Chordata; Aves; Passeriformes; Corvidae
Gene: DNTT
Product: DNA nucleotidylexotransferase
Exons: 14
Coding region: 1765-3234 (489 amino acids)
Biological process (GO): double-strand break repair via nonhomologous end joining
Cellular component (GO): nucleus
Molecular function (GO): DNA binding; DNA-directed DNA polymerase activity; DNA nucleotidylexotransferase activity
Source: RefSeq, a predicted model, not a curated record